AUGAGCAAAAUCGAAGAAGCCGCACCUCCCCCACGGGAGCAGGCGGGAGGGAGCAUGGGAUCUGAUGCCGUCCCACCAGGAGCAGGAGGAGGAGGUUCUGCAGCGGCGCAAACGCAACCAGGAGACGACAAGAGUAAACCUUCUUCCAGGCCAACAAGUCGGGAAAGGGAAGCGAAUAGAAAACGAAAUCUCAUGCUCAAGUUCCGAGACUCCCUUCGUGGCCCGGUGCUGGAGAAGAUGUAUAGUGCGCAGAUUGUCGGGCCUUCAACGACGUAUGACGUGGAGAAAUGGGUAAAAUAGUAGAGAACAAUUUGCGACGUGGUUUGCAUCAUCUUUUACUCACUGAAGUUGACUAGUACAUCAAUCGCUUUCUUUGCUAGCGUCUUGAGAUUGAUGGCAUGUGCGUUAUGAAUUUCUGACCUCCAACCUGCACGGGCUAGUAGUACAAGAACACAGCUAGUAGUAUUCCUAUCAAUAGAAGAACAAGAAGUACUUAAACACGUCCUCCAGGUCCGUCGCAUUUUCCAAAUGGACCCGCUCGGCGCGCUGAAGCAAAUGCGCGACCUAGGCGCGGUGCAGACCUCUGGGGGCGAGAUAAUGCACGUGGAUGCGCAGAAGCAGAAGGAGGGCACACGGCGGAAAAACACCGCGAAUCUGAAAGCAAAACCCUUCACGCCCGACGAGCGAAAGUCCAUCGACGUAUGCAAGACAAGUUGUUUCCCGUACAGGCACACGACGUACAGCAACAGCACUAGCACAACGCAUAAACAAAAUUUUUAGCAACUUAAAAGCCAAGACUUGUCAUGCUAAACACAAUACGCACUGAGAAUUCGAAUUGUUGUCAUGAUGCAGGACUCUCAAGAUUUGUAGAUGUUCGUGUACGGUCGGGAAUAAACUCACUGUGGAUACGACACGCACAUCGCUGCCCGGGUAAAAACGCUCGUAGCAAAGGUGAAUACGGAAUUUGCGCAUGAAAACAAGUAUUUGAAAAGGCUACGGGAGGACGCGGGGCUGGAUUCCCCGGAGGACGAAGAGGCGAAGUUGAGUCCGAAGAGAGGCGUGAUAGAAGAGGACGAAUCUCCAGCGGCGAUAGCACAAAAGCAAGAAAUUCUUCGGCACAUCGAGGUCGUGGAGUUACGGUAAUUAUAUCGUGGAAUUCGAGAGAAACUGUUCAUCUUCACAUGAUCCAUAGGGUCGUGGUCGCUGAAAAUAAGUUCGAAUUCCCCAUCAAACAUGUGAUGUAGAUGAGUAGUACUGGCUGCGAAGGACGAUCAGGUACUACCGUCAGAUGAUGAACUACAACUUUUUCUUCACGGCAAGAAUUCUUCUGAAACCAGGCUCGCCAACCUGAAGCGGCAGGUGUUGAAGAAGAAGCUCGAGGAAGAAAUUUUGCUGUUCAUUCAGGAGGCGGAGCAACUCGUCUAUGACCAGAGAUUUGAGGACGAAAAGAAGCGAGCUGACCGUGCGGACGCGCAGUGGGGCGCUUUGUUCGCGAACAUGAAGAGCGGGAAGACCAAGAAAGUGGAUGACGUAUGUUGAUUUGCAUUUGCCUACUUUAUUUAAACUUUUUUGUCCUGAUGCGCACCACCACCACCUGUACGGCGACGGACACCGAGGAGACAUAAAUUUAAAUGCUUUAUUGCAUGGUGUUACUUUUUCAAAUUCAUUCUGCACCUGAUGAAAUUCCUCUCAGGCUGAAGCCGCCGGCGGUCGAAGAUUUGACCGGAAGAUUGAGCUGAAAAAGAACAACGUGCAACCCUUGCCGGUGCAGACCAUGUCCACCGUCUACGACUACAUUCACGCUCGGUACGUGCUAGAAGGCAGCAGAAGCAGCUUGAAAAAAGCAAAAGCGGAGCGGGAACGGCAAGCGCUGCUGAAGAGUCGAAAAAUGGAUGGAAGACGAACGGCCUCGGCGGGGGCUUUUUGAUGAAAAGGAUGGGCGGAAUAAAGCCGAAGAAGGUGAAAGAGCGCCGAGCUGUCCCUCUUGAUAAUUGACGUAAGAGUUUCAUCAGUUUCGUAUUUAUUUCGUAUAUAAGUUUCACGAUUUACAUUUAAUCUAUCAAUGACAAUCACAAUGUCAAUGAGCAUCAAAAUUUCUUUGAUGUUCAUUGCGGCCAAGUAGAAGCGCGCCAAUUGGAAUAAAUGUCAAUACAUUUUGUUUUGAAAGUACUUGGUGGAGCAGAAUACUAUCUUGUACUAAACUUCUGAACAAACUACCGACUGUACACGAGCUUGUAGAUGAUCACGCACCUGUACUAGUACUUGUAUCAUCGCAUAAAAUGUUGAAUGAAGAAGAGCCGAGUCAUACU
Messenger RNA from Amoebophrya sp. A120, 2309 nucleotides. NCBI's taxonomy places the organism in Eukaryota, Dinophyceae, Syndiniales, Amoebophryaceae. The record is from the annotation of a GenBank genome assembly.